GAGAAGAUUUAGGUCAUGAGUUUCAUUGAUUGGAACUUGCACCUUUUGUUACAAACUCUGGUCUACUCCCAAGAUCAUGAGAUGUUAUCUCAUCUCAUCAUGUAGCCAUCGUUUCCAUCCAUUCAGGAAACAUGAGAAACGGAAGAAAAUGACAAGAUUUAAGAAUUAUAUUAAAAGCACCUUGUCUUUUAUUAUUCCUCUUACCAUGUUGUUGAUGUUGUCUCAGAACCGCGAAUCUCUCUCAAUUUAUGAUUAAAAAAAGUAGACACGGUGUGUUGACUUCACCAAAUACAAUUAUUUGCAAUGCCAUCAACCAUUUCAAAGACAUUGAUCUGCUCAUUGUUAACCAUCAUCUCAGUUAUAUGCCAAGAACUCACUGAAUCCUUGUACUUUCUCAAGCACCAUGACACAAUCUAUACUAUUUAGCAGUGGAAUCGAGCUUGCGCCUUUUGUGAUAAGCUCGGGACUUCUUCGUAGAUCAUGGAAUGUUAUCUCAUCUCAACAUGAAGGCAUCAUUUCAAACGUCGGAGUGGGACUGUCAUGGAAAGUUUAUAAAGAACCGGAUACGGAUGUGGUGAUUGUAGCGUUUGAGGCCACCACAGAUUCUUCUAAUCUUCAACCUGAUUUGGUUUCAUCUUCUGAACUCAAGGAGAAUAAUAUCCUUCACUUUGAUUUUCUGUGUAGCAAGAAAAAUCCAGUUUUCUCUUUUAACAGCACUGCAGUUUCACUCUUCAAUGAAAAUUUUCAGAAGAUUGAUCAGUUGAAAUCUGAGAUUAAUACUUCCAAGUUAAUUGUUACUGGAGAUGCUCUUGGAGGGUGUAUUGCUUCUCUCUUCACGAUAUCAGACUCCUUUGGUUCAGGAAAGAAGCGCCCACUCUGCAUCACAUUUGGUUCACCCCUUGUUGGUGACAAGAAAUUGCAACAAGCCAUAUCCCUAGGGGUGAAAUGUAAUUCUUGCUUUCUACACGUUGUGUCACACAAAGAUCCACUUCCAAGUCUCUUCAUUACGAAUUCAGCCAGUGCCUACGUGCCUUUCGGAACAUUUCUAUUGUGUUCUGAUGCAAGUUCUACUUGUUUUGACAACCCUGACUCUAUUCUGGAACUUCUCGUGACAUUGGGCUCAAUCCAUGCUCAAAAUGAAGGAUUUCAAUCUGCUGAAUACGGCAAUAUAGUGGGAAAUCACAAUCUUGAAGCAAUCUGCUAUGAUUUUACAGCAAAGUCUGAAGACUCAACUCAUCCAGCAGAUUCUCUAGCAAGUAGUAUCAGUUUGCAGUUACAGGCACUACAAUUGACACCACGUAUGCAGCAACAACAAAAACAGAAUAUUUACAUCAAUAUUCUGGAAACAAAGAAACAGCAGAGGUGGAAAUCAUUUGAUCCAUUCAAGCAAUUGACUCAAAUCAAGUUUUAUAUUUCUGUACUUGAAUGGUACAAGAGGGAAACUAAUAAUGGGCCAAUAGGGUGCUAUGACAGCUUCAAGAACAAGAACUCAACAUCGGACCAUGAUGUUAUUUAUUUUCAUAAAAAGCUGACAUUUUACUGGGAAAAGGUUGUUGAAGAAGAAAACAGGAUGCCUCGGAGAGAAGGUGCAGCUUUUCGUAACCGCUGGCUCUAUGGUGGGACUGCUUACAGGAGAAUGGUUGAACCCUUAGCUAUUGGCGAAUACUAUAAAGAUGGGGGUGAAGACUAUGUGACCAAGGGAAGGUCUGAACACUUCAAACAGUUGGAGGAUUGGUUAAAGGAAGCGAUGUCUUGGGUAAAAAGGGAUUUUGAGAGUACAAGUAAGAAGAAUGUGAAAGCUAUUCUCACCAAAGAUUCAUGCUUUUGGGCACAUGUGGAAGAGGCUAACCUUUCAUGCAAAGAGUUGAAGGGCAAAGAGAAAGAAGAGGCAUCGAAGAAAUUGGUUGAUUUUGAGGAGUAUGUUUAUGAGUUGCUUAAGAAUUAUGCAGUGUCCCCUGAGAUUUUCUUGGAAAAAAGUAGCUUUAUGCGUUGGUGGGUUGAGUAUAAAGGAAUUAAGGGAACUUCAUAUAGUUCACCACUCACCAUCUUCAUGAACGAUGCUAGAAACCGUGAGCAGUAUGCUUUGGGAGCCUAUGAUUUCCCUUGAAGUAUGAUAACUAGCCAAAUAAUGAAGUGUGUAUCUCAGUGUAAUAGAGAACUAUGUAAUAUAAGUGUGUGUCUAUGCGUAAUAGAUUAAGGUUUACAUUGCAAAGCUAAUAACUCUUGUUUUUGGAAGCCUUAUUAUUCGAAGUGGUUUGGUUUCUUUCUGUUGAUUGAUGUAUUUAGAAGAGAUUUUCAUAGGGACAGGGGGCAGUUGCUCUUGCCCCUCCAGAUCUUUUUCACUCUUAUGUUUCA
This is a messenger RNA of Lotus japonicus, 2355 nucleotides long. Its product is annotated as senescence-associated carboxylesterase 101-like. Gene Ontology annotation, molecular function: carboxylic ester hydrolase activity. The transcript has 4 exons. Lineage: Eukaryota; Viridiplantae; Streptophyta; Magnoliopsida; Fabales; Fabaceae. Gene Ontology annotation, biological process: lipid metabolic process; defense response. The coding region runs from base 404 to 2107 and encodes 567 amino acids. The record is from RefSeq and is a predicted model, not a curated record.